This is a messenger RNA of Salarias fasciatus (jewelled blenny), 3883 nucleotides long. RefSeq names its product kelch-like family member 18 (gene klhl18). The record is from RefSeq and is a predicted model, not a curated record. Gene Ontology annotation, molecular function: protein binding. The transcript is spliced from 10 exons. Bases 24 to 1748 code for a protein of 574 amino acids. NCBI's taxonomy places the organism in Eukaryota, Metazoa, Chordata, Actinopteri, Blenniiformes, Blenniidae.
CUGCGCCGCCGCUCGUGCUGACGAUGGGAGACGUUCUCUGCGAAGAGCUCGAGGAUCUGGUUCACUUCUCGGUGCACGACCUGCCGUCGCGAGGCUAUGUGGUCAUGGAGGAGAUCAGGCGCCAGGGGAAGCUGUGUGACGUUACUCUCAAGGUGGGGGAUCACAAGUUCAGCGCCCAUCGGAUCGUGCUGGCCGCCUCCAUCCCGUACUUCCACGCCAUGUUCACCAACGACAUGGUGGAGUGUAAACAGGACGAGAUCCUGAUGCAGGGCAUGGACCCCAGCGCUCUGGAGGCUCUGAUUAACUUUGCGUACAGCGGCCACGUGGCCAUCGACCAGCAGAACGUGCAGUCCCUCCUGAUCGGCUCCAGCUUCCUGCAGCUGCAGAACGUCAAGGACGCCUGCUGCUCCUUCCUGCAGGAGAGGCUACAUCCCAAGAACUGUCUGGGCGUGCGGCAGUUCGCGGAGACCAUGAUGUGCACGACGCUGUACGACUCGGCCAGCAGCUUCCUCCACCAGCACUUCGUGGAGGUGUCGGUGUCCGACGAGUUCCUGGGCCUGAGGACGGAGGAGGUGCUGGAGCUGGUCGGCUGCGACGAGCUCAACGUGAAGGCGGAGGAGCAGGUGUUUGAGGCGGUGCUGGCCUGGGUUUACCACGACCGAGACCGGAGAGAGACCUUGCUCCCGGAGCUGCUGUCCAAGAUCCGCCUGCCUCUGUGCCGACCCCAGUUCCUGUCGGAUCGCGUCCAGCAGGACGAGCUGGUGCGCUGCUGCCACAAGUGCAGAGACCUGCUGGACGAAGCCAAAGACUUCCACCUGAUGCCCGACCGAAGACCUCACCUGGCCGCCUUCAAAACCCGACAGAGGUGCUGCACGUCCAUCACGGGCCUCAUCUACGCCGUGGGAGGCCUGAACAGCUCGGGAGACUCUCUAAACCUGGUGGAGGUGUUCGACCCCAUCGGGAACUUCUGGGAGCGCUGCCAGCCCAUGAGGACGGCUCGCAGCCGCGUCGGCGUGGCCGUCGUCAACGGGCUGCUCUACGCCAUCGGCGGAUACGACGGCCAAUCCCGGCUCAGCACGGUGGAGGUUUACAACCCGGAGACGGACAACUGGACUCGAGUGUCCAGCAUGAACAGUCAGCGCAGCGCCAUGGGAACCGUGGUGAUCGACGGACACAUCUACGUCUGCGGCGGCUACGACGGGAAGUCGUCCCUGAACUCAGUGGAGUGUUACUCCCCCGAGACGGACAGAUGGACGGUGGUGACGGAGAUGAGCGCCAGCCGCAGCGCCGCGGGCGUGACGGUGUUCGACGGGCGGAUCUUUGUGUCGGGCGGCCAUGACGGCCUGCAGAUCUUCAACACGGUGGAGUACUACAACCACCACACCAACCGCUGGCACCCGGCGGCGGCCAUGCUCAACAAGCGGUGCCGCCACGGCGCGGCGGCUCUGGGCAGCCACAUGUACGUGGCGGGCGGCUACGACGGCUCGGGCUUCCUGAGCGGCGCUGAGGUGUUCAGCUCGGCGUCGGGCCAGUGGAGCCUCCUGGUGGCCAUGAACACGCGGCGCAGCAGGGUGUCGCUGGUGUCCACGUCGGGCCGCCUGUACGCGGUCGGCGGGUACGACGGACAGUCCAACCUCAGCUCGGUGGAGAUGUACAACCCCGACACCAACCGCUGGACGUUCAUGGUGCAGAUGGUGAGUCACGAGGGCGGCGUGGGCGUCGGCUGCAUCCCGCUGCAGCCCGCCUAAGCCGUCCGAUCGCGGCUGAGGAUCCACACCCUGCUGACGGCCGCGAGCGGGCACCGGCGCCCCCCGGCGGCGUCCUCUGAGCUUUAUCGGUACGGCGGACUCGCCCGGGCCUCCUCGGGCCCGCGGGUUUCUGGGUACAUUGUAGAGCUGCGCCGUAGAGGCUAGCUGCUAGCAUGGCGCUGCUAGUGCGCGUGCGGACUGUUAUUUUUGAUUUUUCUACUUGAUUGAAACGACCAACAGGAAGUGACUUUCUCCCAAACGAAGCUGCUGACUUGAAACAGAACCACCACUCCGAUCCGCUUUCUGGGACCCGGCUCACUGUGUUUCUGAUCCUCUGGGAUCCGACCGGCGGCGCCACGGACGCCUGAAGAAGACGACAGACGCAGGGAACAAGUGAUUUGAAACCACUGAAACAUGGGAGGCAGAGUAAAGACCUGCAGAGCCUCAGCUGAGCCUUUCCUGAUGGAGGGAAGUCGGAGCAGACGCUCUCGGCCCCAAGUGUUCCCCGCUUUGAUUAUGGGAGAUGUACAGUCUGAAGAGAUGUGAAGAGGCUCAGAUGGUUUGUUCAACACGUCCUCACAUAUAAAAUCUAAUGAUCCAAUUAUGUAACUUAAUGAAUCAGUGACACAGUGAAGUUUAAUCCGUCCGGAAGAGGUUUGCAGUGGCAGAUUUCGGCUCCUCGCAGGUUUUGCUUCACGUUUAUCCAGGCCGGUGCGUCUCGUCCACCCGGUGCCUUGUUCCCGUCCCUCAGCUGUGUCUCCCGGCUGACAGCAGGCCGGUGUUUCAUUCAGCUUCUGAACACUUGGAUCAAACUGCUGAGAGAUUUCUGGCUCUUUGCUAAUAUCUAAGAUCUGAAACCAUCAUUUUGACAACAAGACGAUCAUUUCAUGGAGCAUUAGGCAACGCAGAUGAGAUCGAUUUUGUUUGAUUAUUAUUUAAUCUCUGAAGAAGGCCAAUAAUUCAGUUAUUCUCAUAAGAAUAAGUUUCUCAUAAGAAGUUGGCCCUCUUUUGGCUUAUUUAUUGGAAUUUUUUCUUGAAGAUAUAUCAAUAAUCAGAAUUCAGCACGUCUCAAAUUUUGCUUAUUUUGAGCACAAUAAGCUAUUUGAGCUGGAAACUAGACGAACACACACUGAGACCUGCUGACGUGACUCAGCCUGAAUGGAAACGGUUUCUUUCACGAGAACAAUCUGCUGUACGCUUUCAAAAAGAUACAUCCGUUUUGUUUCUUCCAUAAUUACUACUUUUUAGUCUUUGUGUGAAUGACGAUGGUGAAUGUCAACCUUCGUGUUAAAACUUCAUCAUGUUGAAUUUGUUUUCAAGACAAUUUUACAAUAAAAUAAAACCAUUAAGGAGUUGAUGCAGGCAAAAACAUGUUGAUUUAUUCUUUCUCGGCCCAGUUUUCAGAGAUUAGGAUCGUUAUUUUCUGUGAUAAGUUGCAUUGCUCUGUGUCAUUUCAGGACAGGAAACUGCUUUUGACUCCUGAUGCUCCAGUUUGGACAGAAUGUGAAAUCAUGCAGUAAACAAAUAAAACGACCACAGUUCAGUAAGAGAACAGUCCACAAUCAGUAUGUCAUCAGUAAAGCCUGCACAGUGAACAGUUUUCUGUGCUGUGAUUGAUGGAUUUUUUUGAGUACAGUUAGGGUAGCGGCCUCAGCUGUUUUCAGUCAGAACUGAUGAUUCACACCAAAACACAUUUUAUAAAAAAUCCUGUUCCCAUCAGUUCCCUUUCAUUUCAUUUUAGUUGGAGUUGAGCGAUGUUGUUUUCCAGCCAUGAAAGGCCUAAAAACCUCCUCGGAGUGCUGUGGAAUGAACACUUGGGGCUGUGUUUGUUUUUUCUUUAGUCGUCCGGCUCCGGUUUGCUGCUGUUUCCUUCAGCUCGCCUCAGAAACCUGAUGAGAAACUUUUCCAGAGCUUUCGGCCGAUCACACGCUCUUCCACGGCAGGUCGAUGAGAGCCGGUUGAAAGCUCCAAAAGAGACUUUUAAAAAUAUCAAAAUAAAUCAGAUGUGUGUUUACGUUGGAUGGUGUCGCAGAUCGAAGCCUCGGUCGUCGUCUGUGAUCGAUACCUUUUAUUUUUAUGGAUUAAUUUAUGAUUUAUUUGUUUUUCUUCUUUGUGGACCAAUAAAGAGGAAGUUU